AUGGGUGGCAAAAGUUAUGUGACAUUGCAUUAUCUAUCGCAAAACUCCGAGUCUCUGAUUGCAACAGUAUCCGAAAAUAUGCGGUCCGGACCCAUGAUCUCCAGCCCAAAAGGGAAAACAACAGAAUCACUAAGCAGUGGGAGGGCCCCCAAAGCUGCAUUAACGACAGUUUUAGACGACAAUAGAUCGGUUUUUUGA
Messenger RNA from Saccharomycopsis crataegensis, 198 nucleotides. RefSeq lists its product as uncharacterized. Lineage: Eukaryota; Fungi; Ascomycota; Saccharomycetes; Ascoideales; Saccharomycopsidaceae. The record is from RefSeq and is a predicted model, not a curated record. The coding region runs from base 1 to 198 and encodes 65 amino acids. The transcript has a single exon.